UUCAUUCUUUAAAUCGUGAUUGCCUUUGAUGUAUUUACUUCUGUCAAAUCUUUUUAGAUUUCGUCUUAUUCAGUUUUUUGGUUCGUAGUUAGUCAGAAAACUUCAAAAUUCAACAUGCAAAACGACGCAGGAGAAUUCGUUGACUUGUAUUGCCCAAGAAAAUGUUCAGCUAGUAACCGUAUCAUUCCUGCAAAAGAUCAUGCUUCUAUUCAGAUCAAUUUGGCUGAAAUAGACUCGUCAACUGGCCGUAUUACUGGAAAUCACAAAAUCUUCACCAUUAGUGGAGCUAUCCGUCGAAUGGGAGAGUCUGAUGACUGCAUAACAAGGUUAGCCAAGGAACAUGGGAUUGUAGCAAAGAAUUUCUAGGGUUACUUAUGUUAUGAAUUUAUUCUAUUUUAAUAUGUGAAUAAUAAAAAAAAGAUCCAAAACUA
Sipha flava (yellow sugarcane aphid) is the source of this 431-nucleotide messenger RNA. RefSeq names its product 40S ribosomal protein S21 (gene RpS21). Gene Ontology annotation, biological process: translation; endonucleolytic cleavage to generate mature 3'-end of SSU-rRNA from (SSU-rRNA, 5.8S rRNA, LSU-rRNA); endonucleolytic cleavage in ITS1 to separate SSU-rRNA from 5.8S rRNA and LSU-rRNA from tricistronic rRNA transcript (SSU-rRNA, 5.8S rRNA, LSU-rRNA). Gene Ontology annotation, molecular function: structural constituent of ribosome. Lineage: Eukaryota; Metazoa; Arthropoda; Insecta; Hemiptera; Aphididae. Gene Ontology annotation, cellular component: ribosome; cytosolic small ribosomal subunit. The record is from RefSeq and is a predicted model, not a curated record. The transcript is spliced from 4 exons. The coding region runs from base 115 to 366 and encodes 83 amino acids.